AUGAUUGUGGUUGCGUUCUCGUUCACGUUGGUUACGUGCGCGUUAUGGACACUUCUCCUUAACGCGCCGGAGUUGCGGCGAAUUUCAGAGACAGUGGCGUCUUGGCUGCUCGUGGCAUGGGUUUCCUACAAGCUGGCAAUCUACAUACGACGGACAGUGUUUGGCCGCACGCUGCCCAUUGCAGGGAAAGCGGUACUCAUCACAGGUUGCGACACUGGCUUCGGCAACCUCUUGGCAAGGAAGUUGGCUGCCAAAGGCUAUCACGUCUACGCCGGUUGCCUCUUCUCGCAAGGAGCAGGUGCCCAAGUGCUGGCAGAAUGCAGAGGUAUUCAAGUUAUCCAAAUGGAUGUCACCAGUGAUGAUGACAUCCACUCAGCCUACGAAGACAUCACCAAGAGUCUCGGACAAAACGUGCUGUGGGCAGUUGUGCUCAACGCCGGUACCCUCGACGUCGGUUUGGUGGAGUGGCAGAACUUGGAAAGCAUCCGGUCCGCCUUCGACGUGAACGUCCUGGGAGCCGUGAGAGUCUCCAAGAAGUUCAUGCCCCUCCUCAGGAAGUCACGGGGGCGCCUCGUGGUGAUGACAAGCUUAUUGGCUCACUUGACACUGCCGGGUGCCACGGUGUACUGCAUGUGCAAGCAUGCCACGUCCUCGUUGGCCGAGGGUCUACGUAGAGAGUGCGAUCCAUUCGGAGUUCACGUGAGCAGCAUCGAGCCAACGGGUUUCCAGACAUCACUGGUUGCUGGCGUCGUGGAGCGGAUGAAUGUCGACCUGAAGAACGUUCCCAGGGAGGUCCUUGAGGACUUCGGCAACCAUCGAAUUUCUGCGUUCUGCGACGUACUCAACCUUGUACUCCGGGGGGCACUCAGCAGUAACCUACAGCAGGUCAUCGACGUCAUGACGCUGGCCAUCGAAGAGUCAUCCCCUCGAAAUAUUUACUCGGCAGGAAGCACACUGCAAAGGUUCCUUUUGUUUUUGCCUUCAGAAUGGUUAGACUUUCUUCUCGCGUCUCCGUUUAAGUUCAUGAUGUGGUGGACGCCUGAUCGGAAGCCCUCGCUUUCGACUUAA
Ixodes scapularis (black-legged tick) is the source of this 1068-nucleotide messenger RNA. Its product is annotated as 17-beta-hydroxysteroid dehydrogenase type 6. The record is from RefSeq and is a predicted model, not a curated record. Gene Ontology annotation, molecular function: oxidoreductase activity. NCBI's taxonomy places the organism in Eukaryota, Metazoa, Arthropoda, Arachnida, Ixodida, Ixodidae. The coding region runs from base 1 to 1068 and encodes 355 amino acids. The transcript has 5 exons.